GAGAUGAGGGAUUUAGGAUGCCUUUGGUUCAGCCACGAAGAGUUUGGUUGGGUUAUAUAAUGACAAUAAAUAAUACCAUAGCACCGCUCCUAUGGGAGCUGCUUGAAGACGAUGCGCCUGCUUCCUUCCAGCACGUCCUCCCUCCUUGCUGGCUUUGCGACGGCUUUCUAUGCUAACAAAGGAGGGGAGGAGGGAGGGACAGGAGAGUCUUUGCAUGAAAGAAGCCCAGGCUCCCACCGAGCACUCGGAGCUACAGAGGAGAGAGGAAGAAGCAGACAGAAGCUGUAGGGCGUGUUGCGGUGGGAGGAGAAAGCCGGGUCGGCAGCUUCUAUAUACGAGGUGGUGCGGCAGCGAGCUGAGUCCAGCCUGGAGCCAUGUGGGGCUGGGGGCUGCUCUGUGCCAUUGCCCUCUGUCUGCUGCUGCAGCUGCCACGCAGCGCAGAUGCUGGUGGCACCGAGCCGCAGCCCGCCGUGCUGGUGCCGAGCUGGGACACGCUGCGGAGCCCCGACGGAGAGCAGCAUCCAUUCCGAGCUGAAGUUAGGAUACAGGCAGAAGGCCAGGAGCUCAUCUUGGACUUAGAGAAAAAUGGAGACCUGUUUGCACCAGGCUACACUGAGACUCACUACAGCCAGACAGGACGAGCACAGACCAUCCCACUGGCCCACACUGAGCACUGCUUUUACCAGGGGGUGGUGCGGGGCAGGGAGCACUCCAGUGUGACGCUCAGCUCAUGCCAAGGGCUGCGAGGCCUCAUCAUACUGAGAAGCAAUUGCAGCUAUGUCCUGGAGCCGCUUCCUGACAGCCCAGACCAGCACCGGAUCUACAGGCUGGAUGAUCUGAGGAUGCCAGCAGGAUCCUGUGGCCACCAGGACUCCAUGGCCACAGCCAGGAAUUGGCUUGGGGACUUUGCAGCUGGGGUGAAAUUCCCCAACCACAGGGUGAGACGGGAAGCUCUUCAGGCUACGAAGUACGUGGAGCUGCUACUUGUGGCUGACUAUGCAGAGGUUCAGAAGCAUCAUUUCAACAUCGAAGCAAUAAGGCUUAAAUUAGUGGAGGCUGCUAAUUACGUGGAUAAGUUUUACAGGUCCCUGAAUAUCCGGAUUGCUUUGGUGGGGCUGGAGAUCUGGAGUAAUGGGAACAAAUGUGAUUGCACUGAGAAUCCUUACUCCACCCUGAAGUCCUUCCUGGCCUGGAGCAGCAAGGAGAGGGUGUACAGAAAACAUGAUAAUGCCCAACUAAUCACGGGUGUGCCCUUCCAAGGUACCACAGUAGGUUUGGCUCCCGUGAUGUCCAUGUGCUCAGAUUUCCAGUCAGGAGGAGUAAACAUGGAUCACUCUGAUAAUGCCAUUGGUGUUGCUGCUACCAUUGCCCAUGAGAUGGGCCACAAUUUUGGCAUGAAUCACGACUCAUCCGGCUGCUGUACCACCCGUGCAGAGGAAGGAGGCUGCAUCAUGGCUUCUGCCACUGGGCACCCAUUCCCCCGGGUGUUCAACCAGUGCAACAGGAGAGAGCUGGAAAAGUAUUUGCACUCAGGUGGAGGGAUGUGCCUUUCCAACAUGCCAGAUACCAAGAGAAUGUACGGAGGGAGAAAAUGUGGAAAUGGCUACUUGGAAGAAGGGGAGGAGUGUGACUGUGGAGAGGUGGAGGAAUGCAAUAAUCCCUGCUGCAACGCCAACAACUGCUCCCUGAAGGUGGGUGCUGAGUGUGCCCACGGCAGCUGCUGUCACGAGUGCAAGCUGAUGUCUCCAGGAACUCUCUGCAGGGAAAAGUCAGGACUGUGUGACCUCCCAGAGUACUGCACUGGGCAGUCACCAUUCUGCCCCUCUAACUCCUACCAAAUUGAUGGGGCUUCCUGCGAAGGAGGAAAGGCAUAUUGCUAUAAUGGCAUGUGUCUCACAUACAAAGACCAGUGCUCGCAGCUGUGGGGGCCAGGAGCACGGCCAGCACCAGACACUUGCUUUGAGAAAGUCAAUGCUGCUGGAGAUGUCUAUGGGAACUGUGGGAAGGACGUCUAUGGCAACUACAGGAAGUGUGAGAAAAGAGAUGCUAAAUGUGGGAAGAUCCAGUGCCAGAGCUCUGCUUCCAAACCUGUGCUGCCCAAUGCCGUGCCAAUAGACACAACUAUCUCCCUGCAGAGGACGCAGGUGAGAUGCCGAGGGACCCACGUGUACAGAUUUGAGAAUGAAGAAAAGGAGAUGCUGGAUCCUGCCUUGGUGUUGACAGGAACAAAAUGUGGGAGCCAUCAUGUUUGCUUUGAGGGACGCUGUCAGAACACAUCCAUCAUCUUUGAGUCUGAAAGCUGUAGUGAGAAGUGCAAUGGCAAUGGGGUCUGCAACAACAACAAGAACUGCCAUUGCAAUCCGGGAUGGGCCCCCCCAUUUUGCAACAAGCAGGGAAAGGGAGGAAGCUUGGACAGUGGUCCUCCAUCACCAGAAGGCUCUUCAGCAGUAGUGAUAACUAUGGCUAUCCUGGCUGCCAUUCUUCUUCUCAUUGGAAUCAUGCUUUUGUUCUAUUAUCUGAAGUGCUGGAACAAAUUUCUCAUCUGUUCUCUAAAGAAGGCUCCGCAGAUCAGCGAUGCCUCUGGAAAUGGCCAUGCAAACCCUGCCUUCAAGCUGAGAACCCCCCAGCAGCAGAGGAAGGUGAUCAGCUUCCCUGACAUCCCAUCAAAACCUCCUCCCCAGCCAGCUCCCUGCCUCCGAAUUAACAUCCAGCAGCAGUCUGCCUUCACCAGCUACAGCUAUGGUACAGGGAGUCCUGCAGGACCAAUGCAUCCAGCACUGGCAAAGGAUGUGCCCCGGCGGGCACCCCCAAGCAGGCCAGCACCUCCAGCUCCCACAUCCCCCUGCUCUCAGGACAUUUCGAGGCCCCGGCCACCCCAAAGAGCUUUGCCAGCCAAUCCAGUCCCAAGCAGAUCCAGAGCACAGCCUGGGGACAACCCUGCCAUCCCAUUGCCUCCUGCUCGGCCCAGGAUCCCAGGACAAGUCCAGCCUGCAGCAGAGAACACUGGUGUGAGGACAGCUGGAACAGCAAACACAUUGAGAAGAGGACAGCCAGGUUUCAGUGCACACCCAUGAGUUGUUCUAUACUCUUCUGGCUCUGACCUUCAUGAGGGACUGGAUGGUCUUCAUCACUCAGAAAAACUUUCAUCAGCCGUGGGUUGUUUUCUACUUAGCCUUAUCUGUUUCCUAUGUGACUCAAGAGGCUGCAGGCAGGCUUGGUAGGAGUGCACCCAGGAAGCAAGCCGGUACAUACCAAGCUGAAACCUCCUCUCUCUGCUAAUAGCCUUUUCCUUCUAGGGACAAUUUGUUUAUGUGGUAUUUAUAUAUUAUUGUGCAAUAUUCAAUGCAGGGAUGGGGCAAUGUGGGCUUCACGUGUUUUUUUAGCAGUUAUUUAAGUGUUUCCAGGCAGUGCAGGUGAUGGCCUUGAUAGGCUUUCAUCGAUGAACUAGCCCUAUUGGCUUCCUCAGCCCAUCCAGGCAGCUGCAGGAGCAAUCAGUGGUGCUAUAGAGAAGCAGCUGUCUCUUGGGAGACCAGGAGGCAGCUGCUGAUAAUUUUCCUCAAUCACAGUUUACAGUGGCCAGCAAGCUGGGCCACAACAGAGAGCAAACCAUGGAAAUAUUCCUGGUUAAAGUCACUCUGGAUUUUGGUUAAUUUUAAUAGAACGCAUUAAUUAUUUUCUCCAUAAAACUUUCUGCAGCAAGUGCUCUGCAAGCUGUCAGUCCUCCAGCACUCCUUGUCUUUGUGCUGUAGAUCCUGACAGCAUCCCCAGCACUGUCUGUGUGUUCUCACCUGUGUCACUGGGACACAGCCAAGGUACGACAGGGACACUCUCCCCCCCAAGAAAUGGAGCCAAUGGCCAGAAGGAAGUUUAGCAACUUAGUGCUGAAAUCUCCUCCAAACCACAUGGUACCACAGGAAAUCAACAGGCACUUUUGUGUGCAUCCCCUCAGGCUUUUGGUCUAUGCUGAGCAGUAAUUCAGCACGAGCCAACUACUCCUCACACCACUAAGAAACCUGCUCUAAUGCUGACCAGGUGGUAAUACAGCAGAAAUAAUAAUGACACAUGGUGCUUUUGUAGUGCAGCUUUGCUUACUCCAGGUUUUGUUUUUUCCCUCAAGGACUUGGAUGGAGGGAGCUGUCUGUGUGCACUUUAAGCAGCUGAUUGAUAGCUCUGACCCUCAGGACCUUCCCUUGUGAAUUUGUUGCUUUUAUUUUCUCCUAAUGAUUUGACUUUCUUACAUUUUUUUUUCUUUUUACUUAAAAUAAGACUUUUUUAUGCCUUUUUUAUUUUUUAAUAAUUAUUUCCUUUUAUUAUUUCCUCCUGGGAGAACACAUGGAAUUCUGGAGCUAUGGUCACAAUAACACUGUGUUGCAUCUGAUACUUCAUGGUCAGCUCCUCAAGCAGUGUAAUUGGUGCUGCACAUGUGAAAAACUGUAUCAUUGGCUUAAAGAAAAACAUUCUUGUUCUGCUGGUUGUGUUUUCCCUAAGUACCGCUAUUUAGGAAAAACAAAACCAACAAUGGCCAAAGCCUGAGCGCUCAUUAAGCUAUACACAGCAGUAUAGCUAUAGGAUGAUUGAAAACACAUCAGUUUUUGCAACUUUACUACCUCUUUCUUCACAAGGAAGAAGUACACAGGGUCUGCCUUGAAUUACUGGUUAAUUAUUCAUUACCUUGAUCAUUUUGGCCCUUUUCUUACCUUCUGUAUGCCUGGAAAACAAAACAACCUAAAUUACUCCUCUCUGAAAUAAGGGAUGGCAAAAAGACAUUGCCUUUCUAAUAUCAAUAUAUGCAUAUUCUUUUUCUAUAGGUGGGGUAUUUUGCAUAUAAACAACCCUCCAAAUGUGUUAUUUUACUGCUCAUAGGACACCUGAUUUGCAGUAACCUGGGUACAUACGGUGCUUUCUGUAGUACAGGUUCAAACACAAGAACUCUGUCUGCAUAAUCAGCCCUUGGUCUUUAUCAAAUGAGCACCAAAAAGAAAGUUUUCAGUGCAUUUCAUGUGAGCAUGGGCUCAAGCUUUAAAAAAUCUCCCCAGGCCCACAAAGUUAAUGGAAAUCCUAAUGGAAUCAAUCCUUUGUUACUGGAAUAUCAUAAAAUCUCCAUAAGGUAUGUUUAAAUCCUUCUACAUUUUCAGGUGUAUACCAGAUGAGUGCAUGAUAAUGGGAACUGCAGGAGGAGUAAAAGCUGCUAAAAUAUGGUAUUUUUUUAAAGGCAAUGUUACUUGGAAGAACGUAUACAAAAAUACAUCUCACUUUCUUCUAUGUCCGCGUACUAAAGGUUUACAGCAGUACUCUCUGUGCAUCUAUGCAAAUACUUGAAUGCCAUUUGUUGUGCCUUUUGCCUAGUUUUUAAUAAAUUGGUCAGGUUGUCAUUAA
Messenger RNA from Coturnix japonica (Japanese quail), 5376 nucleotides. It is a transcript of the gene ADAM19, whose product is annotated as ADAM metallopeptidase domain 19. NCBI's taxonomy places the organism in Eukaryota, Metazoa, Chordata, Aves, Galliformes, Phasianidae. Gene Ontology annotation, molecular function: metalloendopeptidase activity. The record is from RefSeq and is a predicted model, not a curated record. Gene Ontology annotation, biological process: membrane protein ectodomain proteolysis.